AAAAUGAAGCCAAUCAAAACAGUGUAUCUUACUGAAACCAAUAAAUGUUCCUUUCAGUAACAGAGCUAGUUAACAUAUUAAGUAUAAGCAAUUUAAAAUAUAAGUCAAAUGGAUUAUGAUGACGAGCAAGAUACAUUUUUGCGAGGCGCAUUCAAGUCUUUCGUCUGUGUAGUUCUGUCAUUACUCCUUGGUUUUCAAGUCUACUCAUAUUUAUUAACUCCCCACGAAAUUGUUAAUGGAGAUUUUUCAGAUAUUAAGCAUAUUAUUAAUCAACUGUCGCAUGGUCUUUCUGAGAUAAAUCGCAAGCACGAACAAUUGCAAUUUGAAAUGGAUCAUAUAGCAUCAGCCCUACCUGCUGUGGCGGCUGCGGCAGAUCGUGCCAAAGAUGCGCUGGGACCUCCUCAACACCAACCAAAACGCGCCCUAGACCUGAACAAUUACGACAGACAGGUCGUAGACUACGCUUUGGAGACUGCGGGAGGUAGAGUGAUAGACACCGGAGACACUAUCGAGCAUUUUAUAUACGAGUCCCCAAUAAGCUGGGCACUUUACGCGCUCAGUGCCUUCAUGUGUCGGGAAUGCCUGGGCGCUACCACCGUCAUCCGACCCGGCGCUCUGCCUGGAGAAUGUUGGGCGUUCAAAGGACCCAGCGGCGAAGUCACCAUUCGGCUACUGGGAAAUGUUCGUGUAACCGGAGUUAGCUUAGAACAUAUAUCGCCUCAAAUAUCCCCAACAAAAGAAAUCUCGUCAGCACCACGUCUCUUUCAAAUGGAAGGUCUGGAGUAUCGUCGCGACGUGUACCCGCACGAUUUUGGCACAUUUGAGUACAAUAAAGACGGCAAACCGAUACAGUACUUUGACGUGAAACAUCCGUCCAACAAAGGAUUCGACUUGGUUCGAAUUAAAGUUAUUUCCAACUGGGGCCAUUCGGUGUACACUUGUGUGUAUCGGGUGCGGGUACACGGAGAACUUGUUCAGAAACAACCUCUGAAAACAUUCAAGGAAGAAGACUAUCUUCAAAUUGACAAGGAAUAACAACUCGUAUAUCAUUUACCAGUGGGAGGCUCCUUUGCACCGGGCGCCGGCUAGAUUAUGGAUACCACAACGGCGCCUAUUUCUGCCGCGAAGCAGUAAUCUGUAUGCAUUAUUGUGUUUCGGUCUGAAGGGCGCCAUAGCUAGCGAAAUUACUGGGCAAUGGGACUUGACAUCUUAUGUCUCAAGGUGACGAGCGCAGUUG
Messenger RNA from Leptidea sinapis, 1237 nucleotides. RefSeq names its product SUN domain-containing protein 3-like. Gene Ontology annotation, cellular component: meiotic nuclear membrane microtubule tethering complex; nuclear envelope. Gene Ontology annotation, biological process: nuclear envelope organization. The coding region runs from base 109 to 1035 and encodes 308 amino acids. The transcript is spliced from 4 exons. The record is from RefSeq and is a predicted model, not a curated record. NCBI's taxonomy places the organism in Eukaryota, Metazoa, Arthropoda, Insecta, Lepidoptera, Pieridae. Gene Ontology annotation, molecular function: protein-membrane adaptor activity.